Messenger RNA from Glycine soja, 1377 nucleotides. Its product is annotated as probable WRKY transcription factor 65. Gene Ontology annotation, biological process: regulation of DNA-templated transcription. The coding region runs from base 285 to 1073 and encodes 262 amino acids. NCBI's taxonomy places the organism in Eukaryota, Viridiplantae, Streptophyta, Magnoliopsida, Fabales, Fabaceae. The transcript has 3 exons. Gene Ontology annotation, cellular component: nucleus. Gene Ontology annotation, molecular function: DNA-binding transcription factor activity; transcription cis-regulatory region binding. The record is from RefSeq and is a predicted model, not a curated record.
CGGAUGUGAUGAAGUAUUUGCUCUCACGUCCCCUAAUAAACAAAGACCAAACCAACCCUUUUUAUUUGAAAGCUUGUAAAGGGGCACACCCCUUUCUCUCUCCUCCUUCCCCCUUUAAUUUCCUUUUCCUUCUUAAUUGUCUUAAUUUCCCUUGUAUUCUGGUAAUCUAGCUAACCCUUUUUAUUUCCAUUAGCCACGAUAUCAUCACCAUCGCCACCUUCUAGGUGGGAUCCAGGGUCAACAAUAUCACACUCAGCACAGUUACCAACUCCAAAUCUCAAGAAAUGGAUAGUAAGUUCAGAAAAAACAACCGCAACUCAUAUACCAGUGAACAAGAUCAAGACACUGAUCAUGAUGUAGCUCAAGAAAACAUUGCCGAGUCCCCUCCUUCUUCCACUGUGUUCAACAUCGAUGGCUUAGUCCCAUCCCCCACUCCUUCAUCAAAGAGAAGCAGGAGGGCAAUACAGAAAAGGGUGGUGCAAAUCCCAAUGAAGGAGACAGAAGGAUGUAGGCUAAAAGGAGAGAGCAACACCCCACCCUCGGAUUCAUGGGCUUGGAGAAAGUAUGGACAGAAACCCAUCAAGGGUUCCCCUUAUCCCAGAGGGUACUACAGGUGUAGCAGUUCCAAGGGCUGUCCGGCACGGAAACAAGUGGAAAGGAGCUGCGUGGACCCCACAAUGCUAGUCGUCACUUACUCCUCCGACCACAACCAUCCAUGGCCACCUUCUAGAAACCACGCCAGGCCCACCAAGAAGCCUGAACCGGUUCCGGACCCGGUCCAACCCGAACCGGAGGAGAAGUUCGCGGACCUGGGCGGGGACGACUCCAUGAUAACCACCGCGGAGGAAUUGGGCUGGCUGGGGGAGAUGGAAACGACGUCAUCCACGGUGCUCGAAAGCCCCAUUAUGGCCACGGGCUACCACGCUGACGUGGCGCUGAUUCCGAUGAGGGAGGAGGACGAGUCGCUCUUCGCCGACCUCGGGGAGCUGCCGGAGUGCUCGGUGGUAUUCAGGCAGGGGCUGCUGACGGAGCGGCGGCGGUACACCGCGCCGUGGUGCGGGACCACAAGUUGAGGGCAAAAAAGUCAACAAAAAAAAAAGAAAGAAGAAAAACUAGAGGUGUCUGUUUGACACGUUCUUCGUGCGGCACAAGAGAAAAAGAUAGCAGCAUUAUUUUUUAAAAUUAAAAAUAUUAAUUUAUGUUAUUUUAGUUUGUUGAGAGUAGAAAAUGGAAAAGAGAAAAUAGGAAAAGUAGGGUUGGGGAUGAAGAAGAAUAAAUGGAAGUUUGGGGGGAGGAGUGAGAGAAUAUGUGUAUGUUGGGAAGUGGUUGUAAUUAGCGUAACUUUGAACAGCUUGCACAACAAGAUAUUUUACUGGA